UACGGCGGAUUGGGCUGAAAGAGUGGAGUCCGAACCGUAUUCCACUAGUCACCUGUGAAUGUUUGGACGAGCAACAUCGAAGUGCUCAAAUCGUCUUAACACCGAAUUCCAAAGUGUCUGUUUUUUCAAUUUUUCAAAUUCCCCCUUCGUGUAUUGUUCUUUUUCGCGUUCUCAGUCAUUUUGAGAACAAUAUAAGACGAAACUGAGACUUUUUAUUGUCUCAUUUUGAACAAUAACAACAGUUUUUUUUUGUAUAUUUUCCGCCGUUUUUUUUUCAUGAGCAUUUCGGGUGUUCAAAAAACGAAAAAACGAGUGAGAAGUAUUCUUUUCCUAUUGCAGUUAUAAUCCGAAGAACGUGUGCCGAAGGAGCAAGUAGACCAAGAUAUUUUUCUUAGAUUUUUGUUUUAACUUGUGUAAAAAUCCGCAUGCAAGAGUGAAUCAUCGGGAAUUUUAGUAGUCGUUAAACUGUAACCAAUCUUGAAAAGUGCCGUUAAAAGGUGCAAAAAUUCCACGGAUUUCAGUGCACAAAGGUUGAUUGUGAAUCUGAGUACAUUGAAUCCAGAGAGAAUAAUUUAAAAUCAACUUCAUCAAUUGAUUGAUUGAUUCAGUGCAGUGCCAGUGUACUAUUUAAUUGGAAUCCACUACAAAAUUCGGCUUUUAAAAUUGAUAAUCCUUCAUUUGUCACCUGACAGUUGAAGAGAUAUCUUGUUUAUGUUUACUGGAAAAUCUUCAAAAAAAAAAAAAUAAAAAUAAAAUUAUAAUAAAGAAAAAGCUGAUAUACAGCAAGUUGUAUCAAUAAACUGGGCCACCAAACUGUUUUCUAUAUGUAGGACAUACACGAAAAAUCUUCAUUAUCUUCCCAUCUUUUGCUGAACAGUGAAUUUUGAAGCUAAGAGAUUACAAAAUGCGUGGUCUGAGUGUUCUAUUUUCAACAUUAAUAUUUGUGAAUUCAACAAUAGCACAAUGUCCAUGGCAGAAAGAUAUACCAGAUUUGCAAACAUCCUGUCUAUGUGCCUACAACUUAGGUCAUGAACUCUCUGUGCAAUGUGACCAGGUUGAUUUUGCUAUAUUAGUGGAUGCCUUAAAUAAAUACGCCAAAGCAAAACCCAUUGAUUUACUCUAUGUGAAUAAUUCAACAAUAGAAUCUUUAGAGCAUAAUGUAUUUGCCAAUUUGCGAUUGCACAACAUGCAAUUGAGUAGCUGUAAGAUAAGAAGCAUCAAGGAUGGAGCUUUUAGUGGGCAGGAGCAGGUGCUGAAAAAUCUCAAUUUACAGGACAAUUUACUCACGGAAGUUCCUAUGAAGGCAUUGAAAGUUCUUGCAAUAUUAAAUUUACUGGAUUUAUCCAAAAAUCACUUAACCCUUAUACCAGACGAUGCCUUCAAUGGUAUGACCAAAUUAUCAACACUCAAACUGAGUGACAAUAAUGUAACUCUGGCAGCUAAUGCCUUUCGUGGUGUCGAAACAACUCUAAAGAAUUUAAAUUUAAAAGGUACACGACAGAAGCGUGUACCCGAUGCUGUACGUGGCCUGAAGAGUCUGGCAUUUUUAGACCUAUCACAAAAUGGUAUACGUGAACUACCAGGAAUUGGUGGUGUGAGAACCUUUGAGGGCCUAGACUCACUCACUGCCCUCAAUCUAGAACGAAAUCUCAUCCAAAAUCUUGGAGAGACAGCUUUUAUGGGUAUACGUCGAACACUGAGUUCUCUCAGUCUUCUUAACAAUCUCCUACCAGAAUUUCCCGUUGGUGCCAUACACUCCCUCAAGGAAUUGCGCGUCCUCGACAUUGGUUUCAAUCUACUCACACAACUGCCCGAGACAGCAUUCCGUGGGAAUCCCACCAUUACACUCUUGGCACUCGAUGGAAAUCCACUGCCCACAGUACCAGAAAAAGCACUUGCCCACUUAAAUAAAACCCUCCGUGGCUUAUCACUUGGAGGACGCUUCUUACACUGUGACUGCAAAAUUCGAUGGGUUGCCGAGUGGAUAAGAAAUGGAGAUUUACAGGUGACAUCGAGGGAGAGAAAUCCCCAAUUUUGUGGUACCCCAAAUCGCUUCAGGGAUCGUGGUUUCUAUUCAAUUCAACCAGACGAGCUAACUUGUCCGGAAUCGGAGAUAGAUCUCAAUGGUCCAAUUGGUGUUGUUGACUCUCUUGUGCCAAAGCUCACCGAAUCAUCCAUAUCAUCAACACCAUCAGGAAAUAUUGAGAGUACAACAAAUAUUAAUCCACUCACCACCUCAUCCUCAGGCAGUAGUUCUGUGAUCAGUAGUUCAAGUUCUCCAGCACCAACGACAACUGGAGGGACAACCACAAAAAGCACAACACUUCAUCCGAACAAAGCAACCGCAAAUAGAAACUCGCCAAAUUGGCGCCAACAGAAUUCAUCGGCACACAAGCAGCGACCACCCUUGGUUCUUGGAUUUCCGCCACAGCGUGGAACCAAAAUUGACGAUUCAAAUGAGGUUCAAGUGAAAAAUGCCUUCAGGCAAGACAGCUCCGUGAUUAUUCAAUGGGAUUCAGACACAGCGAAUAUUUUGGGCUUUCGUGUUGUAUAUCGUCUCUUUGGGGACAAAAGUUUUAAACAGGGACCACCACUAGAGGCUAGCGAGCGUGAAUUUAAGAUAAAGAAUGUCCCCUCGCAGGAAUGCAUUGUGGUAUGUGUUAUAUCAUUGGAAGAGAUCAAUGUAACACCGGAAAAUGUGCCUUACACACAAUGCCGGGAAGUGAGAACUGUUUCAUCACAAACAUCCAAUAUGGAUAAAAUCACAAUUGCGGCAAGUGCAGCAAUCUGUGGUACUAUAAUUGUGGCAGUAAUUGUCUUCAUAGCGGCUAGCAGACGCCGAUCACGGAAACUCCAGUCGCUCCACUCCACGCAAAAGAGCCCGUUACCCAUCGCUGGACUCCCGGUUAAUUGCUGCGGACCUACAGCGAGUCCAGGCGGACCUCUAGGCUCAAUCGCCACACUGUCUGCCUUCAAUAAUCACAAGGAUUGGGAUCAAGUAUCAGCUUACAGUGGUCGUUCAAUACCUCGACCACGCAUCUAUCCACUGGAAAAUCCAAGUAUAGCGGACGAUUUACGGAGUCACGUCUCGCACUUUUCCGCCCUCGGAGCUAAUCCCAAAGUCGGCAAAGCACGCUCCAUUGCAGAUGGACAGUCACAGCAUAGUUUCUCCAACCAUUCACACCGGGGUUACCUCGGGUCGGCAUUUCCCACGAAUCUGGUUAAUUCACGACCAGAACUUCGUCAGUCGAGGCAAUCAUUGGCAGCAGCAUCCGAUCGAAUGUCUCGAGCCUCAUACGCGGCAUCAGUGCACGGUAUUGCUCACAGCGUGGCGUCCAGCACAAGACGCACUAGACCACGGUCAAGAUCGCGUGAACAACUCAACGGCACCCACAUACACUCCCAUCGACCCGGAAGCCGAUACUCAACGGCUGGCUCCACGCAUACCUUAAACAAUUACUGUGACACAUCUGACAACUGGACCGAUCAUGAUAUGGAUAUAUAUAUGGCAAGAAACCCAACAACAAGAAAUGGAUUGGUGCCAUUAUGAGGAAGGCUUUUGGUUUCCUGAUACUUUGACAUCAUCUACGAUUGGCAUGAAAUAUUUUGACCAUUCACCAUUGCAGAUGAUAUUAGAGUAUCUUUUGUGUUUUGUUCUCUAACUUCUAAACAAACUAUCGAACAUUCCAUCGACAUUGAGAGAGAGAGGAAUCAAACAGAAAGUCAAAUACUAGGAUGUUAAUAUCAUUAAGCAACAAUCAAAGUCGUACGUGUGAGGCAAUCCCUUGAGAUUUUCUUUAAUGCUUUAAUUAUUUUAAUUAGUGUCUUUGCUUUUUGAUAAAUUAAUUCAUAAUUUUUCAGGCUAAUUUCAAAGGUAGUUCAUUUGAAAAUAAUUCAAUACACGAGCAAAGCUAUUAACAUUUUGACAGAAAUAAUUUAUAUUUUCACUAAUUUUACAGUAACAGAAUAAUUUUGAAAAAUUCUUUCAAAGCACAUAUAGAAUGAAUAUUAAAGCAGAAGAGUCAUCUGAUGGGAAUCUCUUACACAUUACAAUCUUCAUGUUUCAUUUAGAUAAUUCAUCUUCAUUUUAGUUUAAAAAGAAAAUAAUAAAAAAAACCUAUUUAAACUCAUUAAAUCCACUAUUCUUUGUAUGAAAAACAUUAUAAUUUGUUUUCUUCUCAUUCUUUAUACGUUUUGUGGUAAUGUAUACUUUUUUUUUCCAAUGAACAAAGAUGAAGAAAACAGAAACAUAUUAAGAUAAGACUAGAAUAUAAAUAAUUUAAAAAAAAAACACAUAAAUAAUAAAUGAAAACAAUAUGAAAAUUGAUUAAUCAAAGUUAACGAGAGUAAAACGGUUAACAAACUCAUGUUUAUGAAAGUUAACAGUUUAUUUUUUUGAUUUAUUUUUUUUUGUAAAGACGCGCCUAACGAAGACACUGAAUGAAAAAUAAAAAUUGAAAAUGUAUGAAAGUAAUUAAAAAUAUAUUAAACCUGUAAAUAUGUUGAUAUUAUAAAUAUGAAUGAUGCAGAAGAAAAAAAAUACGAAAGAAAAAAAAACAUUUAGUGCUAAAGUCAUCAAAAGAUAUUCGACCCAGUAAAACAGAAAAUAAUUAUAGUUAAGCAUUGAUAUAUAAAUGGAAGAUAAAAUUUUUAGUUGAAUAAUUGAAAAUCUUAUGAAGAAAGAAAAAAAACAACAUAGCAUGUACAUAAAUAGAAUAUUAAAGUAAGAUCAUUUUUCGGUUAAACUUUUUCAAGCGAAAGCAAUUUGCUGCAACUCAUUGAGUUCUAAAGUAUUUUUAAAAAUAUACCAAAUGCUAGAGAGCUCAUCAAAAUUUGUGACUCUCACAUUUGAAAAAAGCGUACACAGUUGAUAGUUAACGAAAUUAGUAAUAAGAAGAAAAAAAACAUGAAACUGAAAAAAUAUGUAAACAAAAAUUUAUAGUGUAAAAUGUUUAAAAAAAAAAUAAUAGAUAAACAUACAAAAAACCAUAGAGGGAUCAAUAUUGUAUAAAAAGAUAUUUGCAAAAAAUUGUUAAAAAUAUUCAUGUAAAAAAGAGACAUUAGAAAAUAUUUUUUAGACAUUUCCAAAAAAAAGAAAAAAACAAAUCUGAGAUAGAGCAAAAUUGUAUAUCGUCAAAUUCAAAAAACAAAAAAAAUAAAAAAUAAAAAGUGAACCACGUAGUCAAACAUUAAAAAAAAAACAUUUUAAAAAAUCACUCCCCACUGCCUUAUCAUUAUAUUAUUAUGUAAUUUUUAUGAAUUUACGUUGAUAUGCGAAAAAACAAGGAUAUCUAAAGGACUUUAUCGCUAAAAUUUAAAAGAAAAAUACACAGCGAGAUGAAAAAUGUAAAAGAAAAAUUUAAAAAAAAACUAGAAAAAAAUAUUACUAAAAAAAAUAUGUGUGUCAUUUAUAGCCAAUUUAUUUAUGUAAAUGGAAUCUCCCCCAUUACAAUACGAUAUCUCCCAGAAAGACUGGAAGCAGCACUAACUUGGAGCAAAAAAGACAUCCUGAAUAGUCAUUUGGCAGAGAAUGAUAGAAUGAAAUGAACUUAUUAGUCUGCAUUUUCAAUUAAAACAUCAUUGAAUCAUAACACAAGUAUCAUAUAAAAUAUAACAUAUAAUGGAGAGAAUAUUAAAAUAUCAAUCAAUAUUAUAUGACAUAUAGAAAACUUACUUAUAUAUUGAGCGAAUGGGGCUAGAGAGUACGAAUAUUAUUAAUUUUAGGUGCUAAAAUUUUUGAAUGAUGAUUGUUCAGCACUUGUUGGCAAAUGUGUGAGUUUUAGUAGACAGAAAUAAAGGAAAAUUGAUU
This is a messenger RNA of Phlebotomus papatasi, 5809 nucleotides long. RefSeq names its product leucine-rich repeat and fibronectin type-III domain-containing protein 3 (gene haf). The record is from RefSeq and is a predicted model, not a curated record. NCBI's taxonomy places the organism in Eukaryota, Metazoa, Arthropoda, Insecta, Diptera, Psychodidae. Gene Ontology annotation, molecular function: protein binding. The transcript is spliced from 10 exons. Bases 905 to 3550 code for a protein of 881 amino acids.